This is a messenger RNA of Poeciliopsis prolifica (blackstripe livebearer), 4570 nucleotides long. It is a transcript of the gene nod1, whose product is annotated as nucleotide-binding oligomerization domain containing 1. Gene Ontology annotation, biological process: regulation of apoptotic process. NCBI's taxonomy places the organism in Eukaryota, Metazoa, Chordata, Actinopteri, Cyprinodontiformes, Poeciliidae. Gene Ontology annotation, molecular function: protein binding. The record is from RefSeq and is a predicted model, not a curated record.
CUAAAUAAAACGUUUUACCAGUUUUGUUUUGAGCAGUUUGAUUCUUUACCUGUUUCCUCUGCCACAUGUCAGAGUGUUCCUGAACACCGCAUGGCUGUUAUUGUGAGAUCCUGGAGAGAAAUGACGCAGUUUUCCUGAACCGCUUCACUUCCUCAGGCGGGUGCUGUUGGAGAAACCGCCGCCCCUUACUUUCAUUUCAACAUGGCAUUUUCUCUGAAAUAACAUAGAGUCACUGCACAGUGAAAUGAGACUGGACUGCAGUAAGUUCGGCUGUUUUCGGAGAGGGUUACUGACUGUAAACAAUGGGUCAGGUAAAGGAAGACAGAGUGUCGUGCCUUGACCUCCUCACGUGCCACAGAGAGCUGCUGGUGUCCACGCUAAGGAGCAUUCAGUGCCUCCUGGAUAACCUGCUGGCCAACCACUUUUUCUGCGAGGAAGACGUGGAGAUUGUUCAACGAACCAUCACCAAACCAAACCAGGUGCGCAAAAUCCUGGAGCUGGUUCAGUGCAAAGGAGAGGAUGCCUGUCAAUACUUUGUUUUUAUCAUAUAUAAAAUACGUGACGCAUAUAUAGACCUGCAGCCAUGGCUAAAAGAGAUCAACUACAAGCCAAUCAGAGACAUGGAAGAGAUGGAAGUGGUGAACACCGACCCUAUCAGCAGGUAUUGUGAGAAGCAGCGAUAUGAGAUGAGCCGAGACACCAGCUUCAUCAUGUCUUAUGGGCAGCAAGAUGAGACCCGAUUGGAGGACCUCUACACAGACACUGUGAUGGAGCUGUUCAACGACUCUAAUGAAAGUCUUGGCUUCAUAGAGAGUCUGAAUCAGCUUGUUGGAGAAGAUGGAGUCUUUAAUCCCCAAGGUGAAAUCAUCUAUGUGAUGGGGGAUGCUGGUGUUGGGAAGUCCAUCCUUCUGCAAAAGCUCCAGAACCUCUGGUCCAAAAGGGAGCUGCAGACAGACGCCAUCUUCUUUUUCAAGUUUCGCUGUAGGAUGUUCAGCAUCUUCAAGGAAACAGAGCAGAUGUCCCUUAAAGACCUUUUAUUCAAAUACAAUUGUUACCCAGAUCAUGAUCCAGAUAAUGAAGUGUUUGAUUACAUCCUGCGCUUCCCUGAUAAGGUUGUGUUUACUUUUGAUGGCUAUGAUGAAAUUCAGGAGGACAUAGACCUGAUGAAUGUUCCUGAAGUUGUGUCUCCAGAAGACAAGGCAAACUCUUUGCAGUUGCUCCUCAGCUUGCUCUGUGGAAAACUACUUAAGGGCUCCAAAAAAAUACUGACGACCCGAACUGGGAUUGAAUUCAAAGUCAUUAAGAAGAAAGUAGUUUUGCGUGGAUUUUCUCCAGACCAUCUAAAGACGUACAUCAAACUGCAGUUCAAGGAGCAGGAGCACCGGGACCUGGUGUCGGUUCAGCUGGACGCCAGCCCUCACCUCUGUGGCCUGUGUUCCACCCCACUCUUCAGCUGGAUUGUAUUCAAAAGUUUUCGGCACCUGCAUACAAUGCAUGAUACCUUUCAUCUGCCUGAAACCAGCAUCACGCUAACAGACAUAUUCCUUCUGCUGUCUGAGGUGUUCCUCAGUCGCUUGGUCACUCCCACUUCUCCCCUGCUGAAGAAAGGCACCCGCUGCACCUCAGAGACAUUCAGAGUGGGCCUCAGGCCGCUGGCUGGGUUUGCUAAACUGGCUUUGCAGGGUUUGGAGAGAGGAAGUUUUCUGUGUAGCCAAGAUGAGAUCAGUGAGUGUGGUCUCACAGAGGAGGACAUGGCCCUAGGUUUCCUCAGACCCAUUAGUGAGUUUGACGCCAGUGAUGCCCCCGCUACCUUCGAGUUCAUCCACAUCACCCUCCAGUCGUUCUUGGCUGCAUUUGCUCUUGUGUUGGAUGAGCAGACUUCUGGCAACUCCAUCCUCAAGUUCUUCACAGAAUGCAGCAGGAGGAGAGAACCCUGCUGUCUCCCUUUAGCUUUCUGUACCAGGAGCUUUGUGAAGCCUUGCGAAAAGAGGCCUUUCUCAACAAACGAGCACCUGCAGUUCACAAAUCUGUUCCUGAGUGGACUGCUGUCAAAGACUCAAGCAAGUCUGAUGGGACUACUGGUAUCUCCUGUUUUACUGAAGAAAAAACGAGCCUUGUUGAAGGCUUACUUGUCCAGCAGCGUCAAGGUCCAUCUGGAGGGCUUACCCCAUCAUACUGCUGAUGGACAGAAGAUAGUUCACGUUUUGCCCCAUUUUCUUUGGAUACUACGAUGCAUCUUUGAGACAGGGAGCAAAGAUAUUGCUGAGAUGACAGCAAAAGGUAUCACCGCAAGUUUUAUCAAGCUGGGCUACUGUAACGUGUACUCAGGUGACUGCACGGCCAUAAACUUUGUGCUGCAGCACCGUCAGAAGCUCCUGGGGCUUGACAUGGACAACAACAAUGUCAGUGACUAUGGGGUGAAGCAGCUUCAGCCUUCGUUUUGCAAGAUGACAAUUGUGAGAUUGAGUGUCAAUAACCUAACUGACAGUAGCAUUGAGGUUCUGGCAGAAGAGCUGUGCAAACACAAGGUUGUGAAGAUUUUGGGGCUUUACAACAACAACAUCACUGAUGCUGGAGCCAAGCUAGUUGCUCAGAUCAUUGAAGAAUGCCCUCAACUAUCAGUUGUGAAGAUAGGUAAAAACAAGAUCACACCUGUGGGUGGGAGGUAUCUGGCCAUGGCGGUUAAGAAGAGCACUUCCAUAUUCGACUUGGGGAUGUGGGGCAACAGCAUCGGUGAUGAGGGAGCUGAAGCUUUUGCAGAAGCCUUGAAGAAUCACCCACGUCUCACCAACCUCAGCCUUUCAGCCAAUGGCAUCACAUCCAAAGGAGGGAAGUGUCUGGCAGAAGCACUCAAGGAAAACACAGUCCUGAGGAUAUUCUGGUUGGUGCAGAAUGAGAUGAUGGACGAUUCGGCUCCGCACUGGGCCGAGUUAAUUCAGGCCGACACUGGACUGAGCCACCUCUGGUUGAUCAACAAUAGGUACACAGCUGCUGGGAUCCAACACUUUGCCGAAGCGCUAGCUUCCAACUCCAAGCUCAAGGAGAUCUGCGUGAAAGGAAACCAGCUGUCUGCGGAGGAACAGAAGCGGUUUGAGUCCGAGAAACGACUCCGGUUCCACUGACAGGACGGCUGUGCUCUCCAUGGAUCAGAAACACAAACACCUUUUCUGCUGCACUUCAACCAACUCAACAUCACUUCCUGUUGUCCACGAGUUGAGCAGGAUGGACUCUGUGUUCACAGAAACAAGCACUGGGAUUCAGUUGGGAUGUAGUUUCUGAUGUGAACCAAGACGCAUCAGAAAAGGGAUUGACUUCUAGUUGAACUUGUUGGCCAAAAUAUGUUGUAAUUUUUCUGAAAGAGUUGUGGUAUGUAAAAUUACUUUUAAAAAAACUAUGUAUCCUAGUUCUGUUUUUCAUGUAGCUCAUAAUUUUUUCAGCUGCGCUAUGCAGGUUAUAUGGAGAUGAGCCUUUAAACUAAACACACAAAGUCAAGACUAGGGCAUUUAUACUUGUACUAUAACAAAGUACACCGGUACUUUGUUAUAGUACAAGUAUAGAAUUUUAUUUUUUCAGAGUAAAUGCUACACUAUGAAAAAUCCCAAUACAGCUCAAAUCAUGGCUGAACUGCAAAUCCAUCUUGGACCUCGGAAAGGAUUACCUACACCUUCCUGUUUAAAUGAAAACCGCUUUUUGUUGAACCAAAGUACCUUCCUUUCUAACUGAAACCAUCAGAAAAUAUUUAACUGGUCUGUAUGAGAGUUCUUCAUUAAUCUCUGUUUAAAGCAUUCAGUUUCAUUUGUGUCUGUUUUAGCAUUAAUGUCCCCAAAGCAAAGUGUUUGUAUUAGCUAGUGAUUUCCUUUGUCACAUGUUGCAGCAGUGACUCACUUCAUCUGCUGGGAAUACUCCAGGAUUACAGUUUUUUUUUUUGGUCUUAAUUUGUCAUGUUUCAUGUGAAAGAAAUUGCUUGAGUUUCAUUCCAUGUCUGACUUUUACAUGAAAUAGGAACCGAUCACAGAGAAAAACAAAAAACAAAACAAGAAACAUGCCAACUUCCCUAUAGAAUAUACAUUUUGGUUUUGUUUGAAUUCAGUUACUUCUGGUAGGAAGUAAUUUCCAAUGCUGAUAGUUUUACAUAAAAAUGCUAGUUGGUUCAUGCUUGUGUACAUCCUUUGCCUGGCUAAAUCAUAUUUGGUUCAGUUUAAAGCUUUCUGUCUUCUUUGGCCUGGAACAUCUUCAACCUCAUCUACCUCAAAGGUUCUCACAGUCCAGGUCGCCCCACAGACCCCACAGGUUCUGUUUACAUCCAUCCUCAUGUUGAAGCAAAUGGGAGUAAUGGGAGAACCAGAGCAGCAGAGUAGAUUCCCUAAUGCAUAUAAAAAUGAUUUUAAUAAUGUAAGCAAUUUUACAAAUGAAGACUUACCAACUGAUUGUUUACUGAUUCCUUGUCAGGUUGGUUGCUUGAUUACUCCAGGUGUGAUGUCAUGCCAAACAUCACACAUUUUGUUUUCACUCUGUACCAUUCACGUAUUUAUUUGUCGUUUAGUACACAAUAAAAAAAUAUUGAAAUUAA